AUGACCAAAAAACUACCUUCAGAGUUGAAACAGACGAGAAAGUCUAUCCAGACAGCUUGUGAAUUCUGUCAUACCAAACAUAUACAGUGUGACGUAGGGAGGCCAUGUCAAAACUGUUUAAAAAGAAAUAUUGGGAAGUUUUGCAGAGAUAAGAAAAGGAAAUCAAGAAAACGAAUUGAGAAGCAUGGAACACAACCAUACUUGAAUUUGGGGAAGAGGCUGGUAAUACAUGAUGUGCCGUCGAAGACGGUAUCCCCCUCAAGCGUACAUCUGCAGCGAGAUUUUCUAUCUUCAGAUCAGGAAAAACCAGGCAAAACACCUGCCCACAAUACGAAUAUCCAAUAUACGUAUAAUAUAAAUGAUAACUUUCAAAGCGCUGGAUCUAUUCCACGUAUUACGAACUUCAAUACGAAUAACCGCCAGACCGUCUUAGAAAAUACUUCUAAUAAUAUAUCAGCUUCACAAGCAGUACAUUUAAUGAAUGACCCCAUCAUACCCACCGUACGGAAGAGUACUCUCAAUUUAAAGUCGCAUUUCCUAGAGCAACAUAAAGCAAUGCAGCAGCCGCUGGCUACCAAUUGUUUGGUUGCUACUUCAAACGUUCCUGUGCACUCUGGAAUGGACGAUAGUAAUAAGAGUGACGAUGAUGUCGAUGACGAAACUAAUAUUCACUUUGAUAGUAUGUGGUGCAAUGACGAAUACAUGAAAUUAAAGGAUAUAGUAGAUAUUUCAACGCCGUUUUUACCGAAUAACUCCCAGAUAUUUUCCCUCCAAGAAUCAGAAUAUCCCAAUCCUAGCGCAUCUACACGGGGAAAUUCGUCAUUGCAUUUAACGAACCUUUUAAACUCGACAAAAAGCGUGAAUGACCAAAAGGACUCCUCGAUCGGCCAUUCCACUUCUACUUUCAAUACAUAUGAUGAAGUAGUGUCUAGGCCCUUUAUAUCUUUAGACAUGCUGCAUUUGAAUCGUGGAGCAAACGCUAAUACACACCCAUCACAUAACGCCAAACUGGAAAGCGAAUGUGACAGUUCUAGUCACUCCGAUGCAGAUCUGGAGAAACAUGAUACCGAUUUCAUAUCACCUUCAAAGUUUCGUGAAUUAGUAAAGACUCCUCAAGACCUAUAUGACAAUAAAUGUUUAAUAAAACCGCAUAAUUACAAGCUCGCAUACACCAAACUGCUAACUACUUUAAGAAAAAAAUUUCUUGAAGGAGCUGAAAUUGAUAAAUCUGCCUCAGUAAAAGACGAACACAGUACCCAAAAGCAUAAUUUGAGAUAUGAUUUAGAAGUUAUAAUACGCUCUAUACUAGAAAGAUAUGCUCCAAUUUUCAUUUCGUUAACAUCCAAUAUGAUUGAAGAGGAUUUGCUAUUACAGGAAGUUACCUUGCAAAGGGCUUUAUUAGAUUUGGAGAACAUGGCAAAAUUAGUAAGCUGCACACCGAUGUGCAUCUGGAGAAGAUCAGGCGAGAUUUGUUUUGUCAGUAACGAAUUCUAUUCUUUAACAGGUUUUAACAAAAAUUUACUAUUAGACCGCACCUCCUUUAUUUUUGAAUAUCUGGAUCAUAAAAGCGUUUCGAAUUACUUUCAAAUAUUUAACGAAUUGCUGGCAUUUGGUUACAAUGAUAUCAAUAAAAGGAAAAAACUAUUGAUGUUGAACGCAUGUUCUUCUACCUCGUCAAAAAUUACAGAAGGGUUUUCUUUUACUACGGAUGGAAAAGCAAUCUUUACUAAGUGCAAUUUAUUAUUAAGUAACGGUCUUUAUUUGAAGUGUGCCUGUUGUUGGACAGUAAAAAGGGACUCGUUUAAUAUCCCAAUUCUCGUAAUGGGACAAUUUUUACCAAUUUUUGAAAUGGACUGA
Messenger RNA from Saccharomyces cerevisiae S288C, 1857 nucleotides. RefSeq names its product Zn(II)2Cys6 transcription factor GSM1 (gene GSM1). The coding region runs from base 1 to 1857 and encodes 618 amino acids. The transcript has a single exon. The record is from RefSeq and is marked reviewed. Gene Ontology annotation, biological process: regulation of DNA-templated transcription. Gene Ontology annotation, cellular component: nucleus. Gene Ontology annotation, molecular function: DNA-binding transcription factor activity, RNA polymerase II-specific; zinc ion binding. NCBI's taxonomy places the organism in Eukaryota, Fungi, Ascomycota, Saccharomycetes, Saccharomycetales, Saccharomycetaceae.